Messenger RNA from Plasmodium falciparum 3D7, 3660 nucleotides. RefSeq names its product PRESAN domain-containing protein. Lineage: Eukaryota; Apicomplexa; Aconoidasida; Haemosporida; Plasmodiidae. The record is from RefSeq and is a predicted model, not a curated record.
AUGAUAUUUGUUAAGAGUAAGAUUUUAUAUUUCCUAAAAUGGCCUUCUGUUGCCAUAGAGGAAAAUUUUAGUGGUUCCUUUAAAUGUUUAUUCAAAAACAAGAGGAAUAAAUAUGUAAGGAAUAAUUUAUCAAGAUUUAUUCUUUCAGUUUCUUUAAUUUUGUUCUUUUUUCAUUUUGUUCUAUGUAGCACAAUAGAAAAUGUUGAAAUAUUAAAGAAUGAUUAUAAUACGCUAACAGAAAGUCAUAAUAUAAUUAAUAGAAGGUCUAGAAAUUUAGGAGCGAAUCCAGAAUCCAUUAGUUUAGGUUAUGAAUUAAGUGAAAAGGAUGAAGGAAAUAAAAAUGAUCUAAUAAAUAGUGCUACAGAUGUAUCAACAGAAUUAGAGAAUUUAAAAGAACGUUUAUUUCCUGAACUAGAAUUAUAUACAAACGAUCAAAAUUCAAGAAAUAAUACUCCAAAUUUACGUAAGGGUUCUUUGGGAUUUGAUAGUUUUAAAAAAUUGGAAUUAGGAACACUAAAUCAAUUUGAUAAAGAUAAAAUGAUUAAUCUGAAAGAUGAAACCAAUAUGAAUGAAUUUGAAGGAUUUCUAGGAAGAAAUUCAAUGGCUAGUAAUGUAGUUACAUCCGAAUUAUUUGAUGAACCAGUAGAUGAUAGUAGUAGUACUACUACUAGCACAGGUACAAAAUUGCAAAACGUUCCAUCGAAUGAUAAUAACGGUGAACUUUUGAAAGAUGAACCUAUAGAUGAUUAUAUAAAUAAUAAUUCGAAAGUUGAAUCGGAAGAUAAUUAUUAUGCACAACAGAAUAUGCAAAGUCAGUCGAAAGAUAAUUAUGCUUCAGAACAAAAUGUAGCAGAUCAAUCGACAGAUAAUUAUCCUACGCAACAUGAUGUACCAGUUCAAUUGAGAGACAAUUAUGCUUCAGAACAAGAGUAUUUUGAUAGAGGUGAACAAUUGAAUGACGUAAGUGCAGAUAACAAUACAAGUAAUAAAUUGAAAGACGAACCUGUAGAUAACAAUACAAGUAAUAAAUUGAAAGACGAACCUGUAGAUAACAAUACAAGUAAUAAAUUGAAAGACGAACCUGUAGAUGACAAUACAAGUAAUAAAUUGAAAGACGAACCUGUAGAUAACAAUACAAUUAAUAAAUUGAAAGACGAACCUGUAGAUGACAAUACAAGUAAUAUUUUGAAAGACGAACCUGUAGAUGACCAUGCAGGUAAACAUUUGAAAGAUGAACCUGUAGAUGACCAUGCAGGUAAACAUAUGAAAGAUGAACCCGUUGAUAUUGAUAGAACAAAUAUUAAAAAGGGUUUAAAUGAACAACAUGUUAAUCCAUGGACUACAACAUUAGCAGAUUUAAAAAAUAUUAAUAAUAGUAUGAAAAUAGAAAAAAAUAAUAAAAGUAAUGAACAGGUAAAAAAUACGAGCGUUAGCAAAUCAUGUGAUAUUAUAAAACCUUCCAAGUUUAAUAAAAAGAACCUUUUUGAGCAAAGACUUCAAAGUGUUGAAGGUAAAAACUUUUUUGAAGGAAGAAGUCAAAAUUUAGAAGGAAGAAGUAAUUUUGAUGAGAGAUCUCAAAUUGUAGAACAAAGGAGAAACUUUGAUGACAGGGACCAGAACAUAAUGGAUAGAAAAAAUUUUGAUGAAAGAAAUCAACAGGUUAAUGACAGAAGAAAUUUUGAUGAAAGAAAUCAACAGGUUAAUGACAGAAGAAAUUUUGAUGACAGGGAUCAGAACGUAAUGGAUAGAAGAAACUUUGAUGAAAGAAAUCAACAGGUUAAUGACAGAAGAAAUUUUGAUGAAAGAAAUCAACAGGUUAAUGACAGAAGAAAUUUUGAUGACAGGGAUCAGAACGUAAUGGAUAGAAGAAACUUUGAUGAAAGAAAUCAACAGGUUAAUGACAGAAGAAACUUUGAUGAAAGAAAUCAACAGGUUAAUGACAGAAGAAACUUUGAUGACAGGGAUCAGAACGUAAUGGAUAGAAGAAACUUUGAUGAAAGAAAUCAACAGGUUAAUGACAGAAGAAAUUUUGAUGAAAGAAAUCAACAGGUUAAUGACAGAAGAAAUUUUGAUGAAAGAAAUCAACAUGUUAAUGACAGAAGAAAUUUUGAUGAAAGAAAUCAAAAUGUUAAUGAUAGAAGAAAUUUUGAUGAAAGAAAUCAAAAUGUUAAUGAUAGAAGAAAUUUUGAUGAAAGAAAUCAACAAGUUAAUGACAGAAGAAAUUUUGAUGAAAGAUAUCAAAAUGUUAAUGAGAGAAGAAAUUUUGAUGAGAGAAAUCAACAAGUUAAUGACAGAAGAAAUUUUGAUGAGAGAAAUCAACAUGUUAAUGAGAGAUAUCAAAAUGUUAAUGAUAGAAGAAAUUUUGAUGAAAGAAAUCAACAAGUUAAUGACAGAAGAAAUUUUGAUGAGAGAAAUCAACAUGUUAAUGAGAGAAGAAAUUUUGAUGAGAGAAAUCAACAUGUUAAUGAGAGAUAUCAAAAUGUUAAUGAUAGAAGAAAUUUUGAUGAAAGAAAUCAACAUGUUAAUGAGAGACGAAACUUUGAUCAAAGGGCUCCAAAUGUAGAAGAGCGAAGAUAUAUGGAUCCAAGAAAUCCGAAUAUUCCAUAUGUAAGGUUUCCACAUCAUCAGUGGGGUCAAGGAAUGAUGUAUGGAAGACCAUAUUAUCCUUGGGUUCCAUUUAUGGGAGAUGGAAGAGGUUAUAAUUUUUAUAAUCCUCAUCAACAUAUGGUAUAUGGAAGACCCUAUUAUUGGGUACCUCCACCCCCAGCGUUAGAAUAUACAAAAGGAUUUAAUCCAAUGGAACAGAGAAGAGAAGAAGACAGGGGACAUAUGGGAGGAAGAGGUAGUAGAUACCCAGAAGAGGAAAGAUAUAAUUAUAACAAUAAGAGAAGUAAUAGUAUACCUGAAGGACGAAAUUAUGAAGAGAAUGCAUAUGAGAGAGGAGGAGGGAAUAAUAAAUGGGAUUUUCGAAAUAUGUAUGAUAGAUUAAGAGAUGAAGAUGAAAAUGAUUAUGACCAACCUCCUAGUACAUCUUCUUCUAAUAGAGGAAGAGGUAAUGAAAGAUAUAGUCAAUCAAGAGAUAGAAGAGAAGAAAGGAAUAAUUAUAAUAGUGAUUAUUAUACUAGAGGAAAUGAGAGAACAUAUAAUAAUUCAAAUGUAACAAGUAGUUCAAAUAGAGAAUUAAUACCUUACAAAAAAGAGAUAUUACCUUUUGGUGUUAGUAAUUCUGAAUUGGAAGAUAAAUUAACAGAAGAGGAAUUAAAUGAAAGAAUAAGAAGAUUAGAUUAUACAGUAUCUGUUAAAGAUAUGUUUAUAUUAUGGAAUCAUAUACUUGCACAUGAAAGAAAAAAAUAUACAAAAAUGCAAGAAUAUUUAAUGUAUUAUAGUCAAUAUUUAGAAAAAACAUAUCUUGUUCCUACAGCUUUUAGAAAAAAAUACUGGUGGAGGGUUCAUUAUAUGUUGACCGAAGAAGUAGUUAAAAGAGAAAGGACAGAUAAUUUAGAUUUCCAUCAAUUCUUACGUAAAGGUUCUUGUGAAAAACGUGAAUUUUUAUAUUUUAUUAAUUCUAAAAGAAAAGGAUGGGCUGAUCUUACGGAAACAAUGAAAAAUAUAUGGAUGGAAAGAUUAACUUAUAAAAUGAGAAAAUAUAGUGGAGCAUAA